Molecule: messenger RNA, 798 nt
Organism: Rotaria socialis
Lineage: Eukaryota; Metazoa; Rotifera; Eurotatoria; Philodinida; Philodinidae
Source: the annotation of a GenBank genome assembly
AUGUCAAAGCGUUUCUUUGAAGGUGCUCAGCAUGCAGCUCGUUAUGCAUUAAAUCGACCAACAUAUCCACCAGAGUUAAUGAAAAAAAUCAUGGAUUUUCUUGGCACGAAGUAUACAGGCAAGUACGAUUAUGCGGUUGAUAUUGGCUGUGGUAGUGGACAAAGUACUGAAAUUUUAUCACCUUAUUUUGAAAAAGUUUAUGGUUACGAUGUGAGUGAAAAUCAAAUAAAAGAAGCAAGAACAAGAAAUACGAUAUCAAAUAUUGAGUACAAAGUCAGUACUAAAAAUGUCAUACCACAUGCCGAUGAAUCGCUAUGUUUAAUUACGGUUGCACAGGCAGCACAUUGGUUUGAUUUACAACAGUUUUAUACCGAAGCAAAUCGUACUCUUAAAGGAAUGGGCGUAUUAGCUAUCUAUGGUUAUGGAUUAGUGAAAUUUGAGGAUGAACAUGCUUCAGAACUCGAUAAGAUUUUUCAAAAUUUCUACGACAAACUAAAACCCUAUUUUCCACCAGAUCGAAUUCAUAUUGACAACAAAUAUGCUGGUAUUAUUUUACCGUAUGAAGAAAAAAUUCGAGAUGAUAGUGUAAAAAUAAAAUAUGAAUGGAAUCUUGAUCGUUUUUUAGCUUAUGUUUCAACAUGGUCAGGAUAUGUUCAUUAUAUGGAAAAAUAUCCAGAUAGAGAUAUUUUGUUUGACUUACGACAUGAUUUGUUUAAAGCAAUGAAAACAGAUAAUGAAAAUGAACUGAUGAGACUUUAUUUUGAAACUUUCCUUUUACUUGGUCGUAAAAAAAAAUGA